CCGAGGCGCGCGUGCGCGGUCCCCGUCCCCGGCCGGCCUCCCCGGUCGCCAGGCGCGCUGCUGGCCCCACGAUGGCGCUCGGCGGCGCCCCCUCGCCCGGCCCGGCCCUCUCGCGCCACGACGAGCCGCCCUCCGCGCCCGCCUCGCCCUGCCUGCUGGUGGGCGACUCCCAGCCCGCCGCCCCCAGCCCGCCCCCGCCGGGCCUCGCCCUCCCGCCGCCGCCCUCCUCCUGCUCCUGCUCCUGCGCGGGGGACCCUCCGCGCCCCGCAGCCCUCAGCCAAGUCCUGCCGCCGCCGCCGCCACCGAGGCCCAGGGAGGCGGCGGCGGCGGCGGCGGCAGAUGAUGACCUCGAGGGCGCCCCCGGCCGUCCGGGCGUGGCAGAUUCCGGCGGCACAUCCCAGCUGAGCUUCGGUGCCCUGGAGCUCUCCCAGAGCCAGGAGCUGGAGCGCCCCCCAGCAGCAGGCAGCGCGGACAGCGAGGGGCAGGUGCCCCCCAGAGACACGGCUUUGGAAGAAGAGGAGGAGGGCUCUAAAGUUUUAACUGGUGGUCGUAACCUGUCCAAGGCAGAAGAUGCAAGUUCCGUAACACUGACUCCUGCUGACUCCCUGCAGGUCCUUCACCUCUCUGGGCAGGGCCCUCUUUCCACGGGAGCUUCCGGUGUUGCUGGGCCAUCUCAAGACAGCCUGCCAUUCGUCCCGCUCAUUGUCCCGGGAAGCCCAACGGAGCCGUCAACUGAGGGAAAGGCACAAAAGGAGUCGUCGGAUGCGAGGACCGCAGGCCUUCCUUGGGUGUCCACACCCGUCUCCCACGGCGCCCCUUCUGUUCCUGCAGAAUUCUUUCCUGUGCCGUCACAGCCCGAGUUUUCCCAUGACACCUUCCUCCCAACUCCAAGCUUGGAGAGAGGGCCGGAGACGCAGGCGGAGACUGGAGGAGGCUCUGAAGCCCUGGAGAAAGCGGCCGCAGCCUCUUCCACAGAGGACCGCUUGGACACGUGUGCGCUGGUGCUGUCUGCUAGUGAGCACAGCCAAGCGCCCAAGGGCGGAGCUCAGCAGGCGGAGGAGGAGGAGGAGGAGGGUGCAGUCGCAGGUGAUAUCCCAGCAGAACCGAGUACUCGUGUGCAGCAGGGGCUUCACAAGGAGGACCAAGCCUUGCCUGCGCAGACGGAGGGCAGUGCCGUGGCCGCCCCAGUGGGCGCUGGAGACGGGGCUUGCCUGGGUCUUGGAAAUCAGCCUUCUCAAGGGAACUCCUUGGAAAAAGGGUCUUUGGAAUAUGGAGCAAUUCCUGAGGUACCCAGAGAGGAGCAGAGAGAAGCCAAAUUGUCAAGUGAGGAGGGAUCUUCCUUCCACUUGAUGCUUUCUCAAGAACUGUCCCUCUGCCAGGAAGACAAGGCAAUGAGACAAAAUGAAUCUGCCGCGGCUUCAGCUGGGGAGUCCUCUCAAAAUCUGUCCCAGGGGACUCAAAACAUGGAAGGCUUAGAACAAGACUCCUUGGAGGAAGCUGAGGCUGCCCGAGAAGGACAGAACGUGUUCCUGCGGUCGGGCCCUGGGAUGCCGAAGUGCUGCAACUCCCAGCCCCGUCCUGACAUGGACCCCCAGAGCGGCCAGGAGAGGGUUGGUGCUCCCUCGGCCUUGCCUCUUCCUGCUGACCGCUCUGCAGGCAGGAGCAGCGAGGGUUGCUGUGUGGUGGGGGGCGGAGCUGAGGGGGGCGAGGGCCUUCCACUGGGUGAGAUGGGAGCCAGGCAAGGCAGCGUGCGGGAUAGUCAAGCGGAUGGGGAGCUGGUGGCCGUUCCGGAGGGCUGUGUGACUCCUGAAAGAAGCCUGCCCCUGCCCGGGAGAGCGGAGGAGGUCUUGACAGCAGCUGCGCAACAGAGAGCUCGUCCAGUGAAUUCGGAAAGAUGGGCAGAGAGCCAGAAGGAGGGAUUGCCUGCACCGGAGGAAGAGAAGCAGCUGCAAGAAAAGGCACCUGAACAUCUGGCUGGCCGACCUGCUGAAACUCUGUUCCGCUUCACUUUGCCGAAGGAGGGAGCGUCCUUGACGAGCGUCACCCCACCGCUUAUUGACCAGCUUAAAAAGGGCCCCAGACGACACAGCACUCCAAUUGUGACUGGAAACUGCGCAGGCAGCACCGUGGCAACCAGGGACAUGGCAGCCGAGGGUGCCGGCGAUGUCACAAUGGAGAGCACCGAUUCUUCUUCUGCGAUGGAGGGAAGCCCUUCUGCGGCAGUCUGUAAAGAUGGCGGAAAGCUUUCCCUGCACAUGAACCUCACGACACCCCCCGUCACCGAGGAGAGCGAGUCUCUCCCCUUCAGCCUGGAGAGUAAGAGACAAAAGCCUGUGGCCUGUGAAAAGAAGAAUGGAUCAGUGGCUGGUGCUGUAGCCAGUUUCCAGAAGACACCCUCUGUGUUUACUCGGAUCUGUGAAGCUCAGCAAGAGGACAAGGCUCAAGGGCCAGAAUUACCUUGUUCACGGAUCAGGGGUGAGCUGUUCAAUCUUCCAAGUUCUCAGGAAGAGGAGACGCAACCCCGAAAAUGUCAAAGCCAACAGACUUUGAGGCCCUCGAGUUGUGGACGGGCCCUGGACUUGAAGCCAGGCGUGAAGCGGCCAGUGAGCUGCGUGCCGGAGGAAGGCGUGGAGGCGGCAGCUGCAGGAGCUCCAGAGAAGGAAGGAGGCAGAGCCUGGGAGACCCCCAGUUCUGCGCUCCCUGCAGGGGGGAGGGAUGAAGACGAAGCACUUCUGGUUGGCAAAAGCAGCAGGGGGGUCCAGACUGCUGCAGCCCCCACAUUCCUCUGUCGUCCAGCAGCCUUUGUGUCCGCAGCUACACAGACCGCCCCUUGCAGUCAAGCUGAAGCGGGAACCAGCAUGGCUGGGUUGAAGCCCACCAGCAGUCCUGCAAAGGAGCCGCCCCUGGACCACCAGAGUGAAGAGUUGGGUUUGCCCCCCUUGCCUUCCGGAAAAGUCUUGCGGCGCCACAUCCGAACAAUCCGGGAGGUGCACACGGUCAUCACACGCGUGAUCACGGACGUUUACUACAAGGACGGAGUGGAAGUGGAACGCAGAGUGACUGAGGAGAGUGAAGAGCCCACGGUGGAGUGCCAGGAGUGCGAAGUGGAUGCCUCUCCCUCGCGAACAGGGGGCUCUUCACUUACUUCUGGAGACCUUGGAGACAUCAGCUCCUUCUCAUCCAAGGCCUCAGGCCUGCAACGCUCGUCCAGUGGAGGAAGCAGUGGCUUUCCAGUCAUACCGAGUGCUGCAAACUCUGGGCACGGAGCAGGGCUUCUCCACGUGGGAGCAUGCGGAGGGGCGGGAUCCGGAGGCUUGAUCCGGCCGGGGGCCAAGAAGCUGAGCCCUAAGAAACGGGGCGGCCAGCCUGACGACGGGACAGCAGGGGAGGCGGCGCAGGGCCUCGGCUAUCAGCAGGUUGGGAGAGUGGCGCCUGUCACACCCCGCGGGCGAGGAAGACGUGGCCGGCUCACCUCGCGAUCAGCUCGAGCGAGGUCUGUUAUCAGGGGUGGUCUGCCGGAUCUUGCACUAGCAGCCUCGCUGAAAGAGAAGCCCGGCUCUCCCAUCCCGGGCUGCCCCAUGCAGGGGGAGGAGCUGGCUGAUGCCCCUCUGCGCCGCAGCAAUUCCCCUGAGAUCCCCUUGCAGGAGGAGCUGGCCGCCUCCGAUGCUGCUGGGCUCUCCCCUGGGAACAGCUUCGUGGGCCUCCGGGUGGUGGCCAAGUGGUCUUCAAAUGGCUACUUCUACUCCGGGACCAUCACACAGGACGUGGGAGGAGCCAAAUACAAGCUGCUCUUUGACGACGGCUAUGAGUGUGACGUUCCGGGCAGAGACAUCCUGUUGUGUGACCCGCUGCCGCUGGAGACGGAGGUGACCGCCCUCUCGGAGGACGAGUACUUCAGUGCAGGAGUCGUGAAGGGACACCGCAAGGAAGCCGGACAGCUCCUCUACUGUGUGGAGAAAGAUGGCCAGAGGAAGUGGUAUAAGCGGACAGCCGUCAUUCUGUCCUUGGAGCAAGGGAACAGGCUUCGGGAGCAGUUUGGACUUGGCCCCUAUGAGCCCAGCACCCCCCUGAACAAGGCAGCUGACAUCAGCCUAGAUAAUCUGGUGGAGGGGAAACGGAGGCGACGCAACAACCCGGGGCCCGGCAGCGCCUCAGGCAGCCCGACCGCUGCGCGCAAGGCCCCCGAGAGUCCGCAGGCUGCCGCUCCCAGGGUGCUGUCGAGCAAGAGGAAGCUGAUGGCCUCUGAAGAGGAGGGGUCCCCAGCUAAGCGAGGGCGGCGAUCAGCUGCCACCAGAUCAGGGGAGGGGACGGACCUGCCUAGCAGUAAAGACUCUGGAGACCUCCUGGCCUUUGAUCAGCGAUGGGGGCCGUUGCCCCACAGCAAGACCCUCUUCCUGGGCUACGCGUUUCUCCUCACGAUGGCAAAUCCCAGCGACAAACUCUCCAGCCCCCAGAAGUCAGCAGUCAGCAGUGAAGAGGAGGCAGAAUUCUCAGAGACAGCUCCUUUCAACAAACACUACAUUGAGCUACAGCUGCAAACUGGAGGCGGUUUCAUUCUUGAGGACUUCAAUGACAGCCAGUGCCGUGCAGCCCACCAGUGUUUCCUGAUCGCGGAUCAGCACUGCCGCACCCGGAAGUACUUCUUGUGCCUUGCACAAGGGAUCCCCUGUGUUUCUCACCUCUGGGUCCAUGACAGUUGCCAUGCCAACCAGCUCCAGAACUACCGCAAUUACCUGUUGCCAGCUGGCUAUAGUCUGCUGGAGCAGAGACUGCUGGAGUGGCACCCCCGAGAGAACCUGUUCCAUAAACUGAAGGUACUUCUUGUAUCGAACGAUCUGCAGGACUUCCUGGAACUCUGGGCUGAAGUUCUUAUGAUUGGGGGAGCAGGUUCUGUUAAGAAGCAUCAGUCUGACACAUGGAGCGAAGAUGUGGGUUUGGGUGUCUUUGAUGUGGUCGUGACGGACAGUUCCUGCCCAGCAGCCAUCUUGAAAUGUUCUGAAGCCUUGCAGCUGCCCGUGGUCAGCCAGGAGUGGGUCAUCCAAUGCCUUGUCGUGGGGGAGACCGUGGGCUUCAAGCACCCGCAGUAUUUGCUGGGCCCUCCUGAAGCAGCCUUGCCGCUGGGCGUAGGCGGCACCUGAUGCAGCCUUCUUGUAUCUGUCAGUUGACUUGCGCCUGAUGUGCUAUAGUUAACUUUUUAUGAAAAUAAAUGCUCAAUUUUUUUGUUGUGUUAA
Sphaerodactylus townsendi is the source of this 5231-nucleotide messenger RNA. RefSeq names its product tumor protein p53 binding protein 1 (gene TP53BP1). Gene Ontology annotation, biological process: DNA damage checkpoint signaling; positive regulation of transcription by RNA polymerase II. Gene Ontology annotation, cellular component: nucleus. Bases 72 to 5138 code for a protein of 1688 amino acids. Lineage: Eukaryota; Metazoa; Chordata; Lepidosauria; Squamata; Sphaerodactylidae. Gene Ontology annotation, molecular function: histone binding. The transcript has 23 exons. The record is from RefSeq and is a predicted model, not a curated record.